UUUCUUAGCAGAUUUGUUUGCAUUUGCUGACAGCUCUAUCUUUGUUCCAUAUACCCGGUUGUAGUGUUCUUCCCAUCAAUUUGUAGGAGCCCAAAAGGCCUUAAAGAGACUUUCCAAACAAGAAGUUAAGAGGAGGACAUAUUUCUGAAGGCCUUUUCUGUUCUCCGUUGGCUCUGUGUAUGGAUUCCGUCGUUUCUGAAGCAGCAGAUGGAGGAAUUCUUCCUGAAUGGGCGUUCAGUUGUGACCUGGAAGUAGAUUAUGCAUCUGAGAUGAAUGCAGCCAUGGUAUAUGCUGCAUUAGCUGUUGAUAAGGAGUUGCAGCCGGACAAAGUGAAAAGGCAGAUGUCAGUGUCUGAUGGAAAGCUUUCAGUGCAUUUUGAGGCUGUGGAGGCAAGAUUUCUCCGUGCAUCGUUCAGUGCAUUUGUUGACAUUCUAACACUUGCCACAAAAACAAUUGAACAGUGUGGACCUAGGAUAGAAUUUUGACAUCGGUUGAGUAACAAUUUGUACUGACCAUUGAAUCAUUGAUUAUAAUUGAGGGAUUACAUUGAAAAUUUUACUUUCUUCCGAAAA
Messenger RNA from Telopea speciosissima, 572 nucleotides. RefSeq lists its product as uncharacterized. Bases 180 to 485 code for a protein of 101 amino acids. Gene Ontology annotation, cellular component: EKC/KEOPS complex. The transcript has 5 exons. The record is from RefSeq and is a predicted model, not a curated record. NCBI's taxonomy places the organism in Eukaryota, Viridiplantae, Streptophyta, Magnoliopsida, Proteales, Proteaceae.